Molecule: messenger RNA, 3554 nt
Organism: Oncorhynchus mykiss (rainbow trout)
Lineage: Eukaryota; Metazoa; Chordata; Actinopteri; Salmoniformes; Salmonidae
Gene: cyld2
Product: cylindromatosis (turban tumor syndrome) 2
Biological process (GO): protein deubiquitination
Molecular function (GO): cysteine-type deubiquitinase activity
Source: RefSeq, a predicted model, not a curated record
CCAGCCCCGCGUCUAAACUGACAAUGCAGAGGUUUAAUUUUAAUCAGAUAAAAAGCAGCUGUCAAGCGCCCAAAAUCUUUCUCAUGGUUAAUGCCAUUUUAUUUGAUUAUAUAAUCCGAACAAUUAUUUAAAAUAUGUUUUCACCUGGUGGGUGACAGAGGAAGACGAUAUUUUCUUCAACUGCCUGCAAGCAAGAGUUUUCAAUGAGCUAGCUAAUGAACGUUAGUUAGCUAACAGCUAGCUAGCUCCUUUUAGUUUGCUGCACCACCACAACAACACGCAGUGUGACCGACCAAGGUUAUAACCAGAUGGUGUUUUGGUUUCUAAUAUAUAUAUAUGCAUAGCUGAUAUUCCCUCUGUCACUCAUGGGGAGGGGAUAGUAUAUUGUAGAUAAUAAGAGUGAUAAGGUUAACAUUACCCCACAUUGAAGUUUAAAUACCCGAGUAGGCUACUCUGUCUUGAUACUGUUCAAUUAUUUGCGACACUGUGAUUGACAACCUGCAAUUUUCUGUGACUGAUACAAUAAGUAACAGUUACUUGCUUAGUAAAUAACCACUAUCAUGUAGCUAACGUUAGAUAUAACGUUACCCAAAUCCUAAUGAUAAUUUGUGAAUUCUCUGACGCAAUAUUAUCUUGAAGAAAAAUCACGAUUUUCAUGCUGAAUUGUUGUCUCUGUCAGAUAGAGAACCGUAUAAAACGGGCGUGUUCGGUCACAGAGCUACAGUAUCAGUUAACUGGGCUGAAUGACUUCCUUAUUCCCGAGCUACGGUAGCGAGGAUUUAGUUUACCUUGCAAUCGAAUGUGUGUAGAACUUCGGAGUAACUGCUCUUCAAAUACUUGGAAAAACGGUCAGUAAGAUUGACUCAAUUACAUUCUAGUAAUACAAGGGUGGCUUCUAGUCACACAACGUCUGCAUUGCUUGUCAGCAGGAAUAUUGUGCACUUUAGAAGAGGGAUGGAAUCAAAAAGAGAAGGGAAGGACAAGUUCUUUAUAGUGACACGGGGGAAGGCGAGAAAAGGGUUCGCAAGAGGAUGUAUCGGCCGUGUGGAGGCAGAGAUGCAGAAGGGAGAGCUGAUGGGACUGCUGUACGGAGGUGGCAGCAGUGGGGGUAACCCUAAGAGUGGGGGCAUGGUGAAGAUGGAGGACACAUACCCCCUCACCUGCCACCAGGCCCAGCUGCUGCUCUUCGUGUCCCCCUCCAGUAAACGCCUGGAGCUCCUGUGUAACCCCCAGCUUUUUUUGGCUAUCUGUGUGCUGUCUCAGGAUGACCUGGUGGUAGUUAAGCACAAGAAGGGUCACCAACCAGGGCUGGUUAGGAACCUAAUGCUGAUCGGUAAGAAGGAGAACCAAGGAGACCUGCUGAUGCUGGGCUUUGAGGUUGAGUUUGUGCAAGACUCUAAUCAAACAGUGUCAUCUAAGAAGCCCGCCCCUCUUCCCCUGUUCAGUGCAGCAGACAUUGUCCAGGUUGUCCCAGCGUACUCUGUAGGCCUUGGCCCUAGCUGGAAAGACAGUCAUUCAGAGGGUCUUAACAGAAAAGCGGGGUCACGUAUCAACUCCAUGCCUAAUAUGGGAUCUUGUGGACGACAAGUGAGAGAUAUAAACCGCGUAGACCAGAGUGUCACCCCACCCGAAAGCCUGUCACACCACACUUUUGAUGUGGGAUCCCUGGUGGAGGUAACGUCCAACACUGGGAUCACUGUAUAUGGGGUAAUCCAGUGGAUGGGAGUCCUUUCAGAAAAUAAAAUUGACUGGGCAGGAAUUGAGCUGGAUUAUGAGGUGAAUAAUUGCUCAGAUGGGACGUAUGGAGGCCAGCGGUAUUUCACUUGUAAAGGGGGCAGGGCCCUAUUUUUGCCCCUAACAAAAUGCAGUCCAGAUGGAAGGUUCCUAUGUCUCCGCUCUGAAAAGGAGACCUUCAAAGCCACAAAUAUCCUCCCAGUUACUCCAUUGGAGGAAACCGAUGAGAAUGUCCCUCCUAUCCCUGAGUCGGAAGCCUUGUCUUUGCUCGUGGGCAAGAUGAAGGGGAUCCAGGGGCAUUACAACUCCUGCUACCUCGAUGCCACUCUCUUCAGUCUGUUCAGCUCAUCCAUGACCCUGGACAGUGUUUGCCACAAACCAGCUGACACAGAACAGAGCAUAUCUCGCUCUCUGAGAAGAGACAUCGUUAACUGUUUGCGCCGACAAGGUUUUGUCCCUGCUGAGAGCGUAAUGAACUUCCGCAAGCAACUCGGCUGUGACACCUUUGUAACAGAAGAGAAAGACCCUGAAGAGUUCAUCACAAUCCUCAUACAGCGGGUGCUGUGCAUGGAGCCAUUGCUUAAACUCAGAUCGAAUAACAACACAUCUCAGGAUGCCUACACAUUCCAGAUUAUUCUGGAUAAGGAGCAGGUGACACAGACUCCCACAGUUCAGCAGCUGCUGGAUACCUCCUUCCUGUCUUGUGGCCUCAAGUUUGAGGAGAUCCCAUCCUGUCUUAUGGUCCAGAUGCCAAGGUUUGGGAAAAAGUACAAGAUGUUCCCCCACAUCAUCCCUUCAACAGAGCUUGACAUCACAGAUCUUCUGUACAACUCCCCCCGAGAGUGCUUCCUCUGUGGGCAUUUGGCAGAGUAUGAGUGCCCCCAGUGCCUACAGGACCGCAAGCUCCAGCCAGGAAGAGUCAAACAGUACUGCACUACUUGCAAAACACAGGUGCACACUCAUCCGUCUCGGAAGGGCCACUGCCCUAGAGCCCUGGCAGUGCCAGCGGAGGUUCCGGCAGAUGCCCCUUUACCCAGGCACACGAUGCAGUUGUUCGCUGUGCUCUGCAUCCACACCAGCCACUAUGUGUCUUUUGUGAAGUAUGGGCCUGGCCCUCGCUCCUGGCUCUUCUUCGACAGCAUGGCGGACAGAUGUGGUGAUGACCACAGUGGCUACAACAUUCCAGAGAUCAGGGCUUGUCCCGAGGUGGGUGACUUCCUGUCUCAGUCAGAGGAGGAGCUAGUGUGGGCUGACCCCUCCCAGGCUGGAGAGCCUGUCCGCAGGCUGCUGUGUGACUCCUACAUGUGUUUGUACCAGAGCGCAUCCAUGGCCCUCUACAGAUAAAGCCAGCACAAGGCUGAAGUGUACUGAAGAGAACACAGUGUUCUCACAACAGUGCUAAAAUAACCUUGGUUUCAGCAUCGCCAUGGCAUCAGUUUGUUUUCACAAAAACAAAACACUGAUGAUUAGUUGAAAAACUUAAACGUUAAAGGGAUGCUUUUAUGAUAACUGAAAUAAUCACCAAGGUCUUCUCAAAUGUUUUCCUUUGUCAAUGUAAUUGACCUUUGUUUCAAUAAAGGUUGAUGGAUGAAGUUGGGGUUAGGAAGGGCAAUUGAACUAUUGGUAUGUUUUAUUGUUGCACAUUUCUAUGUAUAAUAUAGAUUUAUGGAAUUGAAGUGGAUCUAUGACUGCUUGUGGAAUUCUGUUGAAUGUCAAUGUUUUCCUGCUUUUUUAUGUUGAAGGAAUGAAAUAAUAUAUUAUAUACUGUAGUACCUUGUUUUUUAUUGACUGAAAAUGUUGUUGAAUGAAAAGGGCUAAGU